UAAACGUAGUCGGCGAGAAUCGGGGCGUUGGAAGUGGCGAAUAGGUCAUCGCACGGAAGUCGGUUCGUUUCGUUCAGUCAGGAUAGGCUGUUCGCGAGGGGUUUGUUCACUAGUCACUCACCAAUUCAACAUUCCAAAGGCCGGGUCUUCUUACCGCCUCUUCGAUUCUACAAUUUGAUACUCGUUUCAGCGACCACACUUCAAACGUCACUAUGUACGCCUGUACUAGAUUCAUUGCACCUAUCGCCAGGUCGACCUUGGUCUCUGGAACCAAGAACUACAUCCGGCCGCUGAGCAGCGCCGUGGUAACCCACAGCCAGCCCAUACAGCAAAACCAGCUCCAGAGCUCAGUUAGUGCUUCUUCUUUGGUGCAGUCUUCACUUGUACGUAAUUUCCAAACCUCCACAAUCAGUCGUGACAUUGAUUCUGCUGCAAAGUUUAUUGGUGCUGGUGCAGCUACUGUUGGUGUUGCUGGAUCAGGUGCUGGAAUUGGAUCGGUGUUUGGUUCUUUAAUUAUUGGCUAUGCCAGGAAUCCCUCUCUCAAACAGCAGUUGUUCUCAUAUGCCAUCUUGGGCUUUGCCCUGUCCGAGGCCAUGGGUCUCUUCUGUCUUAUGAUGGCUUUCUUGCUCUUGUUCGCGUUCUAAGUCACCAAAAUCGCAUGAAAACACAAUACUGCUAGUUUUAGUGCGUCACUGUCAAAGCAACGUCUUCUGAUUCUCGUAAGAGAAGAAGCAGAAGCUGUCUUUGGCACACGGGAUGCCAUGAAAUCAUUAGAGAUGUUCGAGUAUCCGGUUCUCGACGGGGUAUGCAACGGUAUGACAAUGAACUGAAAUGGCGGCUGUACACGUGUAUGUUGGAUCAUCGAUCGAACCGUCCUUAACCCCUUCUGGGCCUUUCGACUAAUUUGUAAUCAUUUCAUGGUUUACUGUAUCAUGUAGCGUAAAAAGCCACUCACAUUAUACAAUAAUGGAUUUCAGUGUAAUGAAAACCUGAAUAAGAACGUUAACGAAAGUUUAUUAAAGAAAAUGUUAAAAAGAACAUGAUAGCCUCGCCUGUAAAACCCAUACUAUUAUAUAUGCGUACGUAUAUCUAUCACCUUAUUCAAUGUAUCAAGACGUAAGGAAUAGUACAUGUCGAACAUUUUUGUUACCCGAAAUGGUUCAUCAUUGUUGUGCCAUCGCCUGCGCACGUUGUUGAGGUAACUUGACGAAGAAAAUUGUACAGUAAUAUCGA
Messenger RNA from Habropoda laboriosa, 1233 nucleotides. It is a transcript of the gene ATPsynC, whose product is annotated as ATP synthase lipid-binding protein, mitochondrial. Gene Ontology annotation, molecular function: proton transmembrane transporter activity. The record is from RefSeq and is a predicted model, not a curated record. NCBI's taxonomy places the organism in Eukaryota, Metazoa, Arthropoda, Insecta, Hymenoptera, Apidae. The transcript has 5 exons. Gene Ontology annotation, biological process: proton transmembrane transport; proton motive force-driven ATP synthesis. The coding region runs from base 213 to 644 and encodes 143 amino acids.